AUGAUGUUGAAGAAGAACCUGACCUACGUGGAGGCGAGAGAGCUCAUCGCUCCGCUUCCGAUUCAAAAUCAGUACGACGUUUUGGCUGACAUCGCCGAAUUCCCUGCACUACCGAAUACGUUUGCAAGAAUGACGGCCGGUCGAUUCACAACGCGAAGCAAUCAACCACAGCAGCAACGGAACGUCACUAUCAACAAACCAGAAGAAAGACAGCUGGGCGCUAUCAAGAAACCAGCGAAUGACUUGUCAGGCGGAGCAAAGAAGAUGAAAAUUGAUGAGGAACGUCAGCAUCUGAUCAAGGAUCGGAAUGCGGGAGGAACAUCCAGAGGAAGCGGACUGGAAAACCGACAUGCUGUUAGCGAGCGAGAAAGAUGGGACAACAUCAUCAAGAAAGCAAACGCUGAUGCACUGGAAACGGCGAACCGCAACGUUCGGGGGGAACUCGCGAACUUCUACGCAGCUCUGAUCCAAUGCUCUGGGGUCACAGAAGAACUACAGGAAAAGAUAAAAGAAUGCUCCAAAAAAUAUCUAAAUCUUGAAAGUAUAAUAGUAUAAUCAGAUCACUAAACAACACGGAAAUUGCAAUUGAUUUAUUUUACACGUUUUCUUAUAAUUUUUCAAUAUUUUCUUAAUGGAUAAUUUCAGAUUUCUACAGUGUAACAUACAAAGCGUUUCUAAGAAUAAGGAUGAGUUACAGAGAGUUUUAACCGUGGGAAACUAUUCAGCAGUUUUACUUUCUGAAACUUGGACUAGUCCAUCAUUAGAACAAACAAGUAAGUACAAUAUUUCUCGGUAUCACAAAUUCGUCGACUCUAGGAUAGAUGGUUAUGGUGGUAGUGCCAUUUAUUUGAAACAGGAGUUUGGUUAUAAGACAAUUAGAAUCGAGUCAAGUCCAAGACACUGAAGACGACCUUACAGUUGAGGUCGAAAUACGUAUCUGUCAAAGGAUGCAAAUUCUUAGUGGAAUUCAAAGGAACCGUACUUAACCCGAUUUUCUUUUAUUUACAGAUAUUCCCCUAACAAGCCCAGGUUAAUCAUC
Messenger RNA from Aedes albopictus (Asian tiger mosquito), 1039 nucleotides. RefSeq lists its product as uncharacterized. Bases 1 to 555 code for a protein of 184 amino acids. The record is from RefSeq and is a predicted model, not a curated record. Lineage: Eukaryota; Metazoa; Arthropoda; Insecta; Diptera; Culicidae. The transcript has a single exon.